Enterobius vermicularis (human pinworm) is the source of this 1932-nucleotide messenger RNA. The record is from the annotation of a GenBank genome assembly. NCBI's taxonomy places the organism in Eukaryota, Metazoa, Nematoda, Chromadorea, Rhabditida, Oxyuridae.
AUGGCCAAAGGAAUCGCUGGUCUACAGAAAUCAGCAUUAUCGCCAUGUCUGGCAUGCUGUGAACUGUUGUGUAGCGGACGACGACAGCAUCGGAAUUUUAUCCUUAAUAUGUUAUCAAUUGUUGGUGCCUAUUGGAUAAUCUCAACAUUAUUAUCACUGAAUUCUACUCAGUCUAAAAUUGCAACAGAACCAAUUAAUGUUUUAAUGAGGAAUGUAAAAGGUGUAGAUCCAGCAGCAGCUUCUGAGGCUCUUGUUCGACAAAGACGGGAUGAGGAGCGACAACCGGAAAAAAAAGUCGAAGAGGUGGAAGUCAAAAAACCUGACAAACCUAAACAGUUAUCUAUAUACGACAAAAAUAGUCCAAUUUAUCGGCAAGGUGAUCCGAAUCAAGCUGGAGAAUUCGGACGUGCUGUUAGAAUUGAUAAAGAGAAGCUUUCUCCAGAGGAGCGUCAGAAGUACGAUGAGGGUUUUAAACGAAAUUCAUUUAAUGAAUAUGCAUCCAACAUGAUCUCUAUUCAUCGAUCUCUACCAAAUAAUACUGAUGUAUUAUGUAAAAAUGCAACAUAUCCAACUAACUUGCCAGAUACUUCGGUCAUUAUCUGUUUCCAUAACGAAGCUUGGUCUGUGCUGUUGCGUACUGUUCAUAGCGUGUUAGAGAGAACGCCAGAUGAGCUUUUAAAAGAAAUUAUUCUGGUAGACGACUUUUCUGAUAUGGAUCACCUAAAGAAACCCUUAGAAGAUUAUAUGAGGCAGUUUGAUAAAGUACAUAUCAUACGUAUGGAAGCCCGAGUUGGUCUUAUACGAGCGAGAUUACGAGGAGCGUCGGCUGCUGUUGGAAAUGUUCUAACUUAUUUGGAUUCACACUGUGAGUGCAUGGAAGGAUGGAUACAGCCGUUGUUAAGCCGAAUAGCUGAAAAUUCGACAAACGUUGUAACUCCUGUAAUUGAUACAAUUGAUCUUGAAACACUUCAGUUUCAUCUCUCUGGCCAUAAUCGAAUGAGCGUUGGUGGUUUUAACUGGGGGCUUGUUUUCAAUUGGCAUGUUCUUCCAGAUAGAGAUCAAAAAAAACGAAAAACUAGAAUAGAACCAAUUCCCUCGCCAACUAUGGCUGGUGGUUUGUUUUCAAUUGACAGAAAGUAUUUUGAAAAGUUAGGCGGAUACGACCCGGGGUUUGAUAUUUGGGGCGGUGAAAACCUAGAAAUCUCGUUCAAGAUUUGGAUGUGUGGCGGUCGUUUAGAAAUUGUUCCAUGUAGUCAUGUUGGCCAUAUAUUUCGAAAAAAAUCACCUUAUAAAUGGAGGACUGGAGUAAACGUACUACAGAGGAAUAAUGUCCGCUUAGCAGAAGUUUGGUUAGACGAUUUUAAGCAUAUCUAUUAUCAAAGGAUCAAUAAUAAACUGGGUGAUUAUGGUGACGUAUCCGAAAGAAAAAAAUUACGUGAACGGCUACAAUGUCAUUCGUUUAAGUGGUAUUUAGAUAAUAUUUUCCCAGAUUUGUUUCUACCAAGCGAUGCUUUGGCCAGUGGAGAGAUUCGUAAUCAUGGUAACAGUCGCUACUGUGUGGAUCAUGAAGUCGGUCGUAAUGCAGUUAAUGAUCCAGUCAUUCCUUAUCCUUGCCACUUACAAGGCGGUAAUCAGUUUUGGAUGUUAAGUAAAGGAGGAGAAAUUAGGCGCGAUGAAUACUGUCUCGAUUAUACUGGACGAGGUGCACCAGUAACUUUUGAGUGUCAUGGCUCGAGGGGCAAUCAGCUAUGGGAAUAUAAUCAUACCACUGGACGACUUUUCCAUCCAGUAUCAAAUAAGUGCUUAGAACUUAGUGAUGAUAAUAAAUCAUUGGUAAUGAAUUCUUGUGAUGGUGCAAACGAACGUCAGUCUUGGGUAUUUCAAAAUUACAACGUCACUCGUACAACUUCAGUUAAAGAGUUAGAAAAAUAA